AUGAUAUCUGUACGUAUUGACUUGUACAACGGCUAUGGUGAACGCUUACAUACAGAUGGGGAUCUUCUUCGUAUAUGGAUGACGGACACGUCCAAUAACGCCAAUGUUAACGGCUACGUCACCGCCAUCGGUAAUGGUUCCUACAUAGGUCAAGUGAUGGCUGUGUGGAAGGGAAAAUCAGUGAUUAAAAUAUCCAUUGCUAAUACAAAGGAACAAAUAGGCCUGGUGUUACAGUAUGUAGAGAAAUACGGACUACUUCGAAAUAUAGAAGCCACUUUUAGAUCGGCGGAUACGAACAUAUCAGAGAACACACAAUGUAGUGUUAAACCAGUUUACGGAGAGAUAUGUAACUUUACAGAGGAGAACCAUGGUCUGCAUUGGUACUGCGGUCGCCCACGAGACACACAACUGACAUGUCGAGAUUGGAGGGCAACGACUGGCACCAAUUGUAAUAGCCUGAGCCCUAUUGCUCUCAAACUAUCAAGAUUUCACAAGAAUAUGAUUCUGAAUGACCUGCCGGCAAUCAGAGUGAUAGGAGAUGACAUGUUUGUACAAUCCGAUAAGUCUCCGUGCCACAAGCGACCGAAGAAGGACACAUGGGUGGAGGCUUCCCCUUCUGGAUUCUACUAUAACAGCCGCUGGCGCGCUUUGGGAUGCUCAAACAGACUGGAUCACCCCCUUUCUACAUCGUAUGUUAGCUGUCUCAGUGGUUACCAUGUGUUACUGAUUGGAGAUUCUAAUCUCCGUUCAUGGUUUAAACACAUUAAAACUAUGCUUAAUAUGACCAUAACGACGAGACAUUUGAAUCGAAAAUGGUAUACGACAUACGAAGCAGAAAAUGUAAAGCUUAAUACGUCUCUGGCUUUAGCUGUACACGCUAAUCCGUUUUACGGCGGUUCCACAGCUCUACCGAAAUCUUCCAUCCAAUCAGUGGCUUGGCAAAUAGACCGAGUGCGCACGACAAAGAAUAUUGCUAUCGUGAUUCACAUGUAUCUGCAUUUGGCUAGGACCGUUUCAGAAGAGUAUCGGGCACAUGUUAAAGAAGCUAAAAGAGGCAUUGACAGGCUUUUAAAACGUGCACCCAAUGCCGCCGUUUUUGUCAAAGGACCUCACGCCGUCACAGCACCGGCUUUCCAAGCACCUGUAGAUUAUAUCAGACAGGUUCAGGAACAAAUACUUCAUGAGGAAUUCAAAGAUAUCAUUGAUAAGGUAGUGUUUUUGAAUCAAUGGGACAUGACAGCUGGAAGUGCAAGUGUACCUAUCCAUCCAAAUAAGGAAAUUUUGUGUAGCAUGGUUGAUCUUUUUAUAUCUUAUUUGUGCAAUUAG
Molecule: messenger RNA, 1326 nt
Organism: Ylistrum balloti
Lineage: Eukaryota; Metazoa; Mollusca; Bivalvia; Pectinida; Pectinidae
Product: NXPE family member 3-like
Exons: 3
Coding region: 1-1326 (441 amino acids)
Source: RefSeq, a predicted model, not a curated record